AUGUCCGAAGAGCGUGAGAAGAAUGUCUACUUCGCCAAGUUGGCUGAACAAGCCGAGCGCUACGACGAGAUGGCUAAUUAUAUGAAGAUUGUUGCGGAGAGUGGAGGCGAGUUGACUGUUGAGGAGCGCAACUUGCUGUCCGUCGCCUACAAGAACGCGGUUGGCUCUCGACGUGCCUCGUGGCGUAUCAUUUCUUCGGUCGAACAGAAAGAGUCUUCUAAAGGGAACAACUCCAAUGCGGAGAUUGCUAAGGGCUACAGAGAGAAGGUCGAAGGCGAGCUUCAGGAGAUUUGUGACAGCAUCCUCCAGCUGCUCGAUAAGUACCUCAUCCCUAGCUCGCAGAGUGGGGAGUCCAAGGUUUUCUAUUAUAAGAUGAAGGGCGACUACUAUCGCUACAUCGCUGAAUUUAAUUCGGGCGAGGGUAAGAGCAAUGCUGCCGAGAAUGCCCAUCAAGCAUACAAGGACGCCUCGGCCACGGCUAAGUCUGAUUUGUUGGUAACUCAUCCUAUCAGGCUCGGCCUCGCCCUCAACUUCUCAGUUUUCUAUUAUGAGGUUUUGAAUCAGCCUGACGAGGCUUGUAAGAUGGCGAGGACGGCAUUCGAAGACGCCAUUGCCGAGCUUGAUAAUGUUAGCGAGGAUAGCUACAAGGAUUCUACUCUCAUUAUGCAACUCCUUAGAGACAAUCUGACUCUUUGGACAUCUGAUCAGGAUGGUGGUGAUGGUGCUGCGUGA
Molecule: messenger RNA, 732 nt
Organism: Perkinsus marinus ATCC 50983
Lineage: Eukaryota; Perkinsozoa; Perkinsida; Perkinsidae
Product: 14-3-3 protein, putative
Exons: 2
Coding region: 1-732 (243 amino acids)
Biological process (GO): signal transduction
Cellular component (GO): cytoplasm
Source: RefSeq, a predicted model, not a curated record